AUGCAACCUCGGCGAAUACCUCCUUCUUCCUCAGGAGGGGAGGAUAAUCCUAUAACUUUUGAUAGUGAAAUGGCUUCACCACCCAACGACGACACUUUUAGUCAAAAUAGAGUUAACUACAGAAUGAAGAGUAAAAAUCAGCCUUUGACACCGCCCAUCAGAUUCGCAACCACUACCAACGCAUUUGGACUUUCCUCUUCUUCAUCCUCUUCAUCGACACUAUCGAACAUGAAUGUCGUUAAUACAGCUUCGACGAGAGAUGUACCUUUGAUCAUACCUAAUGGACCCGUCUUUGGAGUUAGUGGAAUGAGAGUCGAUAUCUCACCUCCAUCCGCAGGAUCGAUCACUACUCGUAAACUUAGAAGACCAUCAAUGUUGAGUUUGCAACAGAAUAUCUCAUUCUCUUCUGAUAAUUCAGGUAAAGCAGAUGAUGAAUCUACUCCGAUUCCUCCUAAUUCUUCACCCGCCGACAUUUCAAUCAUCAACCAAGAUCAUAACAAUCAGAAUGUGCUAAACACCAUUCAAGAUCCAUCAAGUUCCAAAACAAUUUCAAAGAUCAUUGCUGGUUCAAACCAAUAUCAAAAUCAACUUUCGACUGGUACAUCUAAUCCAUUCAAUGCGAAUACAAUACAACCGACACCUAGAUGGGCAGGCAAUGGAGGAUCAUUCGCAAAUGCUUUGAUAAGAAGAACGACUUCAGCACCAAUCAUACCAUUCGAAGAUCUCAAGACAUCAACUCCACCAUUAAGUUCGGUAUCGCAAUUACCGAGGGAAACACCGAUGGAUAUGGAAGAAGAUGAAGAUGAUGAAGAAGAUAAAAGUUCAUCAUCCAAGUCACCAUUGAAAUGGAUACCGACACAUCUGAAAUCAUCUUCAUUAUCUUUAGGAAGAAAAGGUAAAGGCAAAAUGGAUGACGAUAUAUCACUUUCGCCAACUAAAACAGCAACAGCGAUAUCAUCGGCAUCGACAACAGGUGCUCCGACAUUCACGGGAAGACCGUUGUCAAACGCUCUAUUACAAACCUUAGCUUCAGAAGAAAGACCGUUAGAUCAUGAAAUGCAAUCUGAAGCAAGAUUGCAAAGAUUCUUACUUUCACAUCCACAAAAAUUACCCUUGACACCACGUGCACCUAAGGGAUCUAGAGGUCGAUUCCCAGAUCAAGUAGGUGGAGACGAUGAUGAUGAAGAGAACAAUUUUCCCAAUUUAGGUCCAGCUAGAAGAAGUACAAGUUGGACAGCUACAAGAAGGAAUUGGAUGGAUAGAGCAAGAUUUGAUGAUUCAGAUACCGACUCUGAUGAAGAAGAAGAAUUGAUAGGUGGUAAAGAAGAACCUGUGAACAGUGCUUUUGCAGCAGGAAUGGAUAUGGACAGACCUACUUCUUCAAGUUCUUCUAACAUGUGGAUAAGUCAUAACAAUUCUUCCGAAGAUUCAGGUACAGGUACGUAUACAGGUAAAUCAACUCCUCCGAAAUUAGACCAUCAACAACAACAACACAGUCAUCUGCAACAAUAUCAUCACCAGCAAUCGCAACAAAUUGGAAUAGGCAAUCCAUUCCCUACACCUCCUUCCACGAAUGGUCCCUUUGCACCGAACACGAGCUCAAACUCGAAUUUCCGCUCAGGUAGAUUAUCAUUCUCAUCUACCGGUCAAGGUAUGGUACCAUCUCCUGGGUUUGGUUUACCGUCCGCUUUCGGUGGUUUGGGUAUGGGUGGAAUCGGUACUCCCUUAGCAAGUCCAACUGUGGAAAGAGUAGAACUAGGUGCUUCGCCGGGUGCGACCACAGGCGGUAAUGGCGGAAUGAACGUUAGUAGCCCAGGAUUGAUGUUGUAUAGGGAAAGUCAAGGUGGUCAAGCUACCGUAAGGUCUGGUAAGAGGAAAGCCCAAGUAGAAGACCGAUUCGAUCCCUAUAAACGGCCAAGAGGUUCUUCGCCAUCACUGAUAAAUUCAUCUCCAUUCCCUUUAUCUCCUUCAAGAACAUCGUCAAUACCUAUACCGCAAUCACCAUCUCAUGCACCAUUAUAUCCAUCGACGUUAUCAAGUCUAUCAACGUCUCUGCAGAGACAUACACGACCUGCACAUCCUUACACACGUCCGAUGGCGAACAGGUCUCGUGCUGCUUCUCCUGCUUUAAGUAUAGGUAGUGCAGGUGGAUUAAGCUCUUCAUUGGGUAAUAAAGGAAAUGGUAAUCCCGGAGGGGGUGGGGGUCAGCAAUUAGGCGGAUUAGGCUUGUUGAGUAUACAACAUAGCGUCAAUGAAGAAGAUGAGAGAGAAGGUACGGGAGAAGAUAUGAGAAGAGAAGAUUCAGGUGAGAGAAUGGAAGAAGAUUAA
Molecule: messenger RNA, 2328 nt
Organism: Kwoniella shivajii
Lineage: Eukaryota; Fungi; Basidiomycota; Tremellomycetes; Tremellales; Cryptococcaceae
Exons: 2
Coding region: 1-2328 (775 amino acids)
Source: RefSeq, a predicted model, not a curated record